AUGAUUCGGGAGGUUGCAGAAUUAUUUAGCUCGAUGAGAUUUGAGGGAGUUGAGCCAAAUCCUAUCACGUUUGCAGCCAUUCUUGGGGCCUUGCCCAAUGAGCGGGCCAUACGGGCGGGUAUCCAAUUACAUAGCUUGGUUAUCAAGAACAGUUUGGAUUCAGCUCGGGUAGUGGGAAACUCUUCGGUUACUCUGUACUCAAAAUCCGGAAUGGCCAGAGAGGCUAAGGAUGUGUUUGGUGACACUGAGUGUAGAGAUACAGUGUCCUGGAACGGGAUGAUUGCAGGCCUCAUCGUGAACGGGCUUGAGUUGGAGGCUCUCAACACAUUCGAUGGAAUGAGACUUUCUGGUGUAAAAUUCACGGACACAACUUUCCUUACCAUGAUUAAGUUACGCGCUAGACUUAAAGAAUUGGGUUUUGCCAAACAGGUCCACUGCCAGGUCAUCAAGACUGGGUUUGUUCGUCUUGAAAACAUUCGAACAGCUCUCCUGGGGUGCUACAUGAAAACCUGCGAGAUGGAUGAUGCGGACAAGAAUUUCUGUGGGAUGGAAACAGUUCAAAGUGUGGUUUCAUGGACGGCCAUGAUCGGAGGAUACUUACAGAAUGGGAAAACUGCACAAGCAAUAGAAAUGUUUGUGCGGAUGCGAAAAUGUGAUGUUAAGCCAAAUCAAUACACUUAUUCGACAGUACUCACUUCUCUUAAAAAUGUGAUGUUAAGCGGAUCAAUAUCAUGGAGUUACGUGCUCCAUGAUAUUGAGGAGGAACAAAAGGAGGCCAUCCUCUCUAGGCACAGUGAGCGGCUGGCUAUUGCAUUUGGGUUGAUUUCUGUACCGUGUGGUAUCCCAAUAAAGAUCAUAAAGAAUCUUAGAGUUUAUGGUGACUGCCAUACUGUGAUUAAGCUUAUAUCCAAACUGGAAGGCAGGGAAAUUGUCGUGAGGGAUUCAAACCGGUUCCAUCAUUUUAGUGAUGGCUGGUGCUCUUGUGGAGAUUACUGGUAA
Striga hermonthica is the source of this 999-nucleotide messenger RNA. The record is from the annotation of a GenBank genome assembly. NCBI's taxonomy places the organism in Eukaryota, Viridiplantae, Streptophyta, Magnoliopsida, Lamiales, Orobanchaceae.